AUGUUUGUACCAUCGAAGGAGCCAGUCAAUGAAGCUGUGAUUUCUCCAGCUGAGAUAGAGAAUGAAAUCAAUAUUUUCAAGCAACCAAACAAUCCAACGCCCGAACAGAUGGAAUCCCUUAUUGAAAAAUUACAGUCAGCUGCUAGGAAGCCUCCCCAAGCAGUUCCUGUUGCUACUGAGUGUCCAUUUGGGAGUGAUAAAGACGAUUCAAAUGCCUCCCUGAUGCCAAGAAAGCAAAGACGUAGAGAUCCAAGGCCGAGAGUGCUUAUUAUUAAACCAGUACAACAGCCAAAUUCAACUGGUGAACCAGCCCAGGUUCAACAAGAUAAUCAAAGCCCAAUCGUUGCACCAGCAUAG
Molecule: messenger RNA, 357 nt
Organism: Lactuca virosa
Lineage: Eukaryota; Viridiplantae; Streptophyta; Magnoliopsida; Asterales; Asteraceae
Source: the annotation of a GenBank genome assembly